Molecule: messenger RNA, 2580 nt
Organism: Botrytis deweyae
Lineage: Eukaryota; Fungi; Ascomycota; Leotiomycetes; Helotiales; Sclerotiniaceae
Exons: 3
Coding region: 1-2580 (859 amino acids)
Molecular function (GO): DNA-binding transcription factor activity
Source: RefSeq, a predicted model, not a curated record
AUGGAGCCUUCCAGCAAGAAACGACGUCUCGCACCCAAAGUUCCAGAGCAAUCUACUCAAGAACAGUCUCCUCAAGCUAGGUACGAUUAUAAGGCUAUGCCGAACCUACAAGAGCCCGCACCUUCGAAUGAGCGAAGCGAUUUCGAGUCUUUCGCCCGUCAUUUGCAAGAUGCAGCAAUGCUUAUCUAUGCGCAAGCAAAUCGAUCUCCAUAUAAGGGUGUUACAGUACUUUUGUUGCGAUGGGAAGAAGAUUUAAGUGUUGAGCAAGAUCUUUUGCUCUUGCAGAAGGUUUUCCAAGAACGCUUUAAUUUUCAUACCGAGUCCUGGAAUAUCCCUAGUGGCCCAAAUCCUAACAUUAAACUUGUGAAGCAACUUGCACAUCAUAUUGAAUCAACUGCGCCUAAUAAUCUUUUAAUUGUAUAUUAUGCAGGUUAUGGGUUUGUGGGAUCGGAUCAUCAAUUAUAUUGGGCCUGCAAUUCACACGAAGAUGCUCCAAAAUUUAAGUGGGAAGGUAUUAAAUAUUUGCUCGAAGAUGCGCAGCCUGAUGUUCUACUGUUACUUGAUUCUUGCGCAACUACAGAUUCAUCUGUUGCGGGAAGCCAAGGCAUCAAGCAAGGUAUUGCUGCAUAUAGUCCAGAACAGGCUACACGUGAACCAGGAACACGUUCAUUUACUUAUCACUUGUCGGAAGCUCUUAAUAAACUUGGUACUGGCCGUCCUUUCAGUACGCAAAGACUCCAUGAGGAGAUCAUUUCACAAAAGCACAAUGGAUUUCUGGCACACACUGGACUUACAAAUGGAGCAGGAAAGGCAGCUUCGGCCAACGAGCGAAUGCCCGUAUCUUUCUCCUUGACCCCUGGAUCAUUGCAAAGCAUUUCGCUAUCUCCUCUGAGCCAGGCCCCAAGAUCAAGCACUUCGAUAGCAUCGCCAACGGAUUCACCAGAGAACAAUGCCUCAGGAUCAAGCAUUGAGGAACCAAUCAAGGCCAACUCAAAUUCUGACCUAACUUUUGAAGAAGUCAGAGCAUUAGUUUGUACCACUUUUGUUGGAGAGCCAAGUCAAGAUAUGGCAUCUUUCAAACAGUGGCUUCACAAUACUCCUUUGGCAGCAUCAAAAAUUGCAGUCGAAGGGAUGUUCCAUGGACCACCUACCAUUCUCCUCGUUUCUAUGCCAAUCGCGGUAUGGAACGUUUUGGCCGCCGAAGGAAUCUGUUUGUUCUUGGGUUACAUCAAUUCUCACAACAUGACAACAGAUUAUCAACAUUUGAUUGGAGCAAUUUCCCCUAUGAGCAAAGCCGCAACUACCAAGGAACUGGAAGAUGGUAAAAUACUACUUGAAGCUCGUGAGGCCGCUGCAUCCACACCACUAAUGACUAGACAUGAACCAGUUCAACAAGAGCCAACUAGACAACCAGAAGUAGUUCAUCAAACCCCCUCUCGACAAGAACCUAUAAGACAAGAACCAAUCAAUUCUACUCCUCAAUCAAUCCCCCAAGUAUUGUAUCCUGAUACUAGUACAGCAAAUCUUCCCGAGCAUACAGAAGACGUUGAAACCUCAGUAGAGAUGCAUGAAGCAGCCGAACAACUCAAGGCUUUGAGUCAUGUACGACACCUUAGUCACGAUAAUCUGACUCCAAAUGAUCGAAAUCACUCUCACAUAACUUCAGAAGAUUCCCCAGGUCCCAGAAGUGGUCGUGAAGAAUCAGCAUCAUCUCAAGACCAAGGUGAAUCUGGAGCCGAAGAUCAAAUGUACAACUCAGAGUUCAAUUCACCUGCCUCUAGACCCAAGCCCCGGAGAUCGUCACAAAAGCAAGGCCCUAAACAAGAUACCCGAUGUUCAAUGUGCAGUCAUGCACCAUUUAAAGAUUCGUCUUCCUUGAGAAAACAUAUCGCUGCUGCACAUACAAGACCGUUCCCGUGUGCUUUCUCUUUUGCCGGAUGCGCAAGCACUUUUGGCUCUAAGAAUGAGUGGAAACGACAUAUUGCUUCUCAGCAUCUUUGCUUGACAUUUUAUCGCUGCUCUUCUUGUCCUCAAAGCACUGCCGAAGGCAAAGGUAACGAAUUCAAUCGCAAAGAUCUAUUUACUCAACAUCUCCGACGUAUGCAUGCACCUUUUGCAAUUAAGAAAGCUCUUGCCAAAGGAGACUCCAAACUUCAAGUGGAAUGGGAAACUCAUGUUAAGGAAAUGCAAGCCUCGUGUUUGGUAACUAGAAGACAGCCACCUCAAAGAUCCGCCUGCCCUAAAGCAGAUUGCUCAAACGUGUUUGAGGGCGCAGGUAGUUGGGAUGACUGGACUGAACAUGUUGGUAGGCAUAUGGAAAAAGGAGAGGCGAACAAAUUAGGCGUUGACAAGUUUUUGGCGAGAUGGGCCCUUGAUGAAGCCAUUAUUGAACCUAAGGGAGAUGGAUCUAAUGAAUACAGGUUAUGCGGUACGGAGAGAGAAGGUGGCGGUGUGUUGACUGGCAAUGGAAAUGCAAGUGGCUAUUAUUCAGAUGGCGGAAAGAAGGAAAUAGAAAGUGCCAAAGAUGGAAUGGAAAGUCUCAUGGGCUUGACGGGUGAUAGUAUGGUCAUCGAUGGUUGA